AUGAAGGGCAUUUACGCUGAUGAUUAUUAUGGCGGAAGUUAUGCCGGGGGAAUAGGUGUACAAGGAUACGGUUCUAGCUACGGAAAAGGCGGAUAUGGCUCAAGUUAUGGUGGAUAUGAUGGCAAUAUGGGCGGAUAUGGCAGCAGUUUGGGUGGAUAUGGCGGCAGUUUGGGUGGAUAUGGCGGUAGUAUGGGUGGAUAUGGCGGAUAUUCCGGAUAUGGAAAGGGACAUGACGGAUAUUCUAGUUACGAAAAGAAAACAGUCCAUGGAUACGGCAAAAAAGGAGGUUACAUCGAUGAAACAAUCCACCUUCAACCACAACAAGUACCAAUGUCAGUUGCAGGUCCAUAUGCAGGAGGUAGUUAA
Molecule: messenger RNA, 366 nt
Organism: Mytilus californianus (California mussel)
Lineage: Eukaryota; Metazoa; Mollusca; Bivalvia; Mytilida; Mytilidae
Product: probable peroxisomal membrane protein PEX13
Exons: 2
Coding region: 1-366 (121 amino acids)
Source: RefSeq, a predicted model, not a curated record